AACCAUGGCGGCCGAUCUGGGGGACCCCAAAACUCCCGCGUCCCCCCCCGCCCCCCCAAAACGCUUCUUCCGCAAGAGCGUGGAGGUGCUGGAGGAGGAGGAGCGGGGCGAGCGCGGCGGCGACCCCGGCCCGCGGGGCGACCCCCGGCUCGGGGGGGGCGAGGAGGAGGAGGCGGAGAUGAAGGCCGUGGCCACCUCGCCCGGUGGCCGCUUCCUCAAGUUCGACAUCGAGCUGGGGCGCGGCGCCUUCAAGACGGUCUUCAAGGGAUUCGACACCGACACCUGGGUGGAGGUGGCCUGGUGUGAGCUGCAGGACCGCAAGCUGACCAAGGCGGAGCAGCAGCGCUUCAAGGAGGAGGCCGAGAUGCUCAAGGGGCUGCAGCACCCCAACAUUGUCCGCUUCUACGACUCCUGGGAGUCCUCGCUCCGCGGCAAGAAGUGCAUCGUCCUCGUCACCGAGCUCAUGACCUCGGGCACCCUCAAGACGUACCUCAAGAGGUUCAAGGUGAUGAAGCCGAAGGUGCUGCGGAGCUGGUGCCGGCAGAUCCUGAAGGGGCUGCAGUUCCUGCACACGAGGACGCCGCCCAUCAUCCACCGCGACCUCAAGUGCGACAACAUCUUCAUCACCGGCCCCACCGGCUCCGUCAAGAUCGGCGACCUGGGGCUGGCCACGCUCAUGCGCACGUCCUUCGCCAAGAGCGUCAUCGGGACCCCCGAGUUCAUGGCCCCCGAGAUGUACGAGGAGCGCUACGACGAGUCCGUGGACGUCUACGCCUUCGGGAUGUGCAUGCUGGAGAUGGGCACGUCCGAGUACCCCUACUCCGAGUGCCAGAACGCCGCCCAGAUCUACCGCAAAGUCACCAGCGGCAUCAAGCCGGCGAGUUUUCACAAGGUGACGGACCCCGAGGUGAAGGAGAUCAUCGAGGGCUGCAUCCGGCAGAACAAGGCUGAGAGGCUGUCCAUCCGGGACCUGCUGGACCACGCGUUCUUCGCCGAGGACACGGGGCUGCGCGUGGAGCUGGCCGAGGAGGACGCGGGGCUGGACCCGGCGCUGGCGCUGCGGCUCUGGGUGGAGGACCCCAAAAAGCUCAAGGGCAAGCACAAGGACAACGAGGCCAUCGAGUUCAGCUUCAACCUGGAGGCCGAUGUCCCCGAGGAGGUGGCCUAUGAGAUGGUGAAAUCUGGGUUCUUCCACGAGAGCGACUCCAAGGCCGUGGCCAAAUCCAUCCGGGACCGGCUGGCGCUGGUGAGGAAGACUCGGGAGAAGAAGCAGGCGGAGGGCCGGGGGGCCCCCGAGAGCCGGGGGGCCCCCGAGAGCGAGGACACCGAGGUCGAUCAGCACGUGCGGCAGCAGCUGCUGCGGGAGCAGCCCCCGCCCGGCCCUGCUGAGGGGCUCCUGGACAACGCCCCCCCCACAGAUGUCCCCGGUCCCUGCGGUGUCACCGGGGCACCUGAGCAGCUCUGGGGGUACCCACAGGGACCCCAGGAUGGGGUGUCCCCCCCUGUGCCACCACUGGUGACGCAGGGGACCGAGGGGACAGCAGAGGAUGGCACCGGAGGAGCCGCCAUGGAGCCACCUGGGCCUGAGGGGGACCCCUGUGGCUGUGGCGGGGGGUCGGUGACAGUGGGGGCACAGCCACAGGUGGCACCUGGGGCACCGGGGCCGGGGAUGGCACCAAGAGUGGCAGCAGGGGUGGCACUGGCAGCUGCGGGGGUGACAGCGGCUCCUGGAGUGUCACCAGCGCAAGGAGUGCCACCAGCCUCAGGGGGGACAGCAGCUCUGGGGGUGCCACCAGCUCUGGGGGUGCCACCUCCAGCCGGAAUGCCACCAGCUCCGGGGGUUACACCAGCCCAGGGGAUGGCAUCAGUGCCAGGGGUGACACCAGCCCAAGGGGUGCCACCCCUGGCUGGGGUGCCACCACAGUUGGUCCCCAUGGUGCAGCUGCAGCCAGGCCUUGGAAUGCCACCAAAAACCCCUGGGAUGCCGCCAGGUCCAGGAAUGCCACCAGCCCAGGGGAUGCUGCCAGGUCCAGGAAUGCCACCACCAUCUGGGAUGCCACCAGCCCAGGGAAUGCCCCUAGCCCAGGGGGUGCCACCAGCCCAGGGGAUGCCACCACAGCCAGUCCCUGCCAUGCAGCCGCAGCUGGUGCCAGGGAUGUCACCAGCUCCAGGGAUGCCAGCAGUGGUGGGGAUGUCACCAGCUCUGGGGGUUCCACCACUGUCCAUCAUGACAUCAGUCAUGGGGAUGUCAUCAGCCCCGGAGAUGCCAACUCCAUCCAUGAUGCCACCAGCACAAGGGAUGCCACCUCCGUCUGUGAUGCCACCAGUCAUGGGGGUGUCACCAGCCCCAGGGGUGCCACCUGCCCAAGGGAUGCCACCAUCAUCCAUGAUGCCACCAGCCUCAGAGAUGCCACCAUCAUCCAUGAUGCCACCAGCCAUGGGGAUGCCACAAGCUCUGGAGAUGCCACCACCAUCCAUGAUGCCACCAGCCAUGGGAAUGCCACCAGCCCCAGAGAUGCCACCACCAUCCCCAGUGCCACAACCCCCAGUGCUCCCUGGCCCCGAGGACCCCUCGGUGCCCGCCGAGGCCGCGUCCCUGCUGCGCGUCCCCGAUGUCCCCGAGGUCCCCGGGCCGCGUGCCCGGCAGCGCCGUGCGUCGUGCCAGCGCCCCGCCCGCUUCCAGCUCACCGUGCUGCAGGUGUCCUCAGCUGGGGACAACACGGUGGAGUGCCAGCUGGAGACCCACGACAGCAAGAUGGUCACCUUCAGGUUUGACGUGGACGGGGACGCGCCCGAGGACAUCGCCUGCUACAUGGUCGAGGACAACUUCGUCCUGGAGGGGGAGCGGGACAAGUUCGUGGAGGAGCUCAAGGCCAUCGUGACGCAGGCGCGGGAGCUCCUCGGGACCCCCGCCCCGGACCCCCAGGUGCUCCCCCUGUGGGACCCCUGGAGCCGCCAGCAGGUGGUGAGUAGUGGAGAAGGGGAGGGGGCUGGGGUCACCCCCCACCUGCUGACCCCUCGCCCCCCACCAGGGGAAGGCCCCCCCCAGUCAUCGCCCGUGGGGCGCUGGAGGUUCUGCAUCAACCAAACCAUCCGGAACCGCGAGGCCACCGGCCCCGGGGGACCCCCUCCCACCCGGAGAGCCCUGGGGACAUCCCAGGGGGGUCCCCAAGGACAGGGGACAAACAAGAGCGGAGCGUCGGAGCAGGACGGGCCGGGGGGGCCGGAGACAGGGGUCCCCAACGCCCAGGACCUGGAUGUCCCCAAAGCGGAGGAGCUGGGUGUCCCCCAGGCUUUGGGGACAGCUGUCACUGGUCCCCAGGAGGUCGCACCAGAGAGGAUCAACCCCGAACCCCAAGAUCUGGGGGCUCCCCAAUGCCUGGGGCGGAGUGACCCCAGCUCUGGACAUCUGGACGUGGCUGUCCCCAAACCUCUGGAGCUCGAUGACCACCAAGAGCCCCUCGUCUCUGGGGACACAGAGCUGGGUGUCCCCCAGGAACAGGGGACAGCCACUGCCCCGUGGGAGCAGGAGAGACCCGGGGAACCGCCCGACCCCCCAGAGCCAGAUGUGUCCCAAGAGCCAGGUGACCCCCAAGGACUGGGGACAUUCGCCACUGGGCCCCCAGAGCCACCAGGUGACCCCCAAGGACUGGGGACAUUCGUCACCGGUGCUUGGGGACAGGAGGGACCCCUGGGACCAGAGGCCGUGCCCCCCGCCCGCCCCCCGCCCGGGGGUGCCUCCUUCCCGCUGGGGCUGUGCCCCCGCCUGCGCAGCCCCCGCAAGGGCUGGGGGCGCCGCAUCAAGAGCUGGGCCCGGCGCCUGCGCCCCCCCUCCGUGGGGGGAGACCCCCACACAGAGGAGCCAGAGGAACUCGGGGACCCCCCAAGGCAAGGGCACUGCCAGCCACCUCCUGAGCCCGCCGACCCCGAGGGCGACUGGGGGGGUCCCAGCUCAGGCAGUGAGAGUGGGGGGCUGGGGGGACCCCCACACCCCCCCGGGGCCCCCCUGCUCCCCCCGGGGUCCCCCGAGACCCCCCUGAGCAGCGACGGGGACUCGGAGCCCGAGGACGAGGCGCUGCGGGAGCAGCUGCGGCGGCUGCGGGAAAAGCACAUCCAGGAGGUUCUGGAGCUGCGGGCGCGGCAGGACCGGGAGCUGCGGGAGCUGCACCGGCGGCUCCGGGCCCUCAAAGAGGCCCGGGGGGACCCCCCAAAAUGGGGAGGGGGCGGUGGGACCCCCCCCCAGCGCGGCCACGGGGGGUCCCCGAGGCGGCCUCGGGGGGCCCGGGCACGAGGGAGGGGCCGGGGAGUGGCCCUGACAGGUUGA
Lonchura striata (white-rumped munia) is the source of this 4324-nucleotide messenger RNA. The record is from RefSeq and is a predicted model, not a curated record. NCBI's taxonomy places the organism in Eukaryota, Metazoa, Chordata, Aves, Passeriformes, Estrildidae.